AUGGUUAGUCAUAGCUCUGAGUCUAAUGCAAAUUCGGCGAGCAGGAAUUGGGGUCCUCUUUGCAAUUGUGGUAGAGCUACGACGGUUGUGAAAGCGUGGACUAACGAAAAUCCUGGAAAAAGAUUUUUCAGAUGUGGUGCUCAUGGGUUCUUUGAUUGGGCAGAUGUUGAGAAGGCAUAUAGUUGGCAGAAAGAUGAGAUUCGUCAACAGAAAGAGGAAAUCAAGGCACUUAAAGAAUCUCUUAAGGCCAUGAGUUGCCAAGAUUUGAGUGGUUCGACAACUAUGAACCGUGGGUUGGUGAAACUCGACGAGCAAGAAAAGGAGAAGCUUGAAAAUGAAGUUAUGUUGUUGUCUUGCUUAAAGUAA
Molecule: messenger RNA, 366 nt
Organism: Arabidopsis thaliana (thale cress)
Lineage: Eukaryota; Viridiplantae; Streptophyta; Magnoliopsida; Brassicales; Brassicaceae
Product: GRF zinc finger protein
Exons: 3
Coding region: 1-366 (121 amino acids)
Molecular function (GO): zinc ion binding
Source: RefSeq, marked reviewed